Messenger RNA from Polychytrium aggregatum, 570 nucleotides. RefSeq lists its product as uncharacterized. The coding region runs from base 1 to 570 and encodes 189 amino acids. The transcript has a single exon. The record is from RefSeq and is a predicted model, not a curated record. Lineage: Eukaryota; Fungi; Chytridiomycota; Chytridiomycetes; Polychytriales.
AUGCCUCCCAUCAACCCUGUUCCGCCGCCAAACCCACCGCCGGCCAUCCGCCGCAAGUCCGGGGGCGGCGUUACCAAGAUUCCCGUGAGCUCAAAUAUCAAGCGUCGGACGGUCGAAUCGCCCAAGAGCAGCUCUCCCAGCAGCCGGGCCAGUACAGCGGCCGCCAAAGAUCCUGCCAAUCCCUCCGCCAACGACGCUGAGGAGCCUGAGCCCGCCAAGCUGGAGAAAGGCUCGACUGUCAGCAACAGCCUCCAGGCACUCUGGAGCGAGACCAAGACAGCCUCCAGGCAGCCAAAGUCGGUGUUUGAGUCGCAAAUGAUUGCCCCAGCUCCGGGCCAGACGUACUAUCAGAUUUCGGUCGAGCCACCCUGGGUCUAUCUUCGGGACUGGCCCAGGGCCCGCCUGUCGCAGAAAUGGACCCGGGACGGCGCCGUCAACCCGGGUAUGGUCAAGGUUCCCCUGAGCGAGUACGUCCAGGGUGAACUGAAGCCCCAGAUUGUCACGAUUUUUGGAAGUGAAGUAUAUGAAAAGUCUGUCGCGGCUGCGGAGAAGUCGAUGAGUCCGGCAUAG